GCUCCCAUUAUGACUCGCGAUCAGUCAAAGUUCGACGUGCUGCAGAGCAACACCCAUCACUUGAUUGUAGCCAUGAAUCAGCUAACACUCGUGUUUUGCCUGCUGCUUUGGUCUGAAGUAGAUGGAGCCUUCAGGGACUUUGUGGUGGAACCAGAGAUCGAUUCAGAAGAUAGCGAACUGGAAAAUAAUUUCCAGGACCGAGAGGGCGCUCUUGAUGAGAAUCUGCUCGUCUCGUUUCAGAGCGUAGAGCGUGAUGGCAUUGUCGAUACUCAACUGCUGUUGAAGGCUCUCAUGCAGCACGCCCAACGCCUGGGCCUGAGCUUGGAUGAAUUGGCAAGCAUGAGUUAUGGGGAGGCGGAAGACGAGGAAGCUGCCAACCAGCUGGAGUCUAUGUCCAGAAAUCAGGAUAUGAUGGGUUGUAAUUCCAGGGAUCAGGAAAUGUUUGAAUAUGCCGAUCGGCCCACAUGGCGAGAUGUGAUCUUCAACUGAUCCAAGAAUAAAUCAUAGUGAAUCAUGAUAAAAGCA
Drosophila pseudoobscura is the source of this 525-nucleotide messenger RNA. RefSeq lists its product as uncharacterized. The transcript is spliced from 3 exons. Bases 10 to 489 code for a protein of 159 amino acids. The record is from RefSeq and is a predicted model, not a curated record. NCBI's taxonomy places the organism in Eukaryota, Metazoa, Arthropoda, Insecta, Diptera, Drosophilidae.